GUUGGGGAUGCUGCAGAGGGGGAGAGCGAACAUGGCUGCUUCAAGUGAGGUACACUGAGUCCUGAGCAGCGAACGAGUUCGAAAGGCUUUCGGAAGCUCUGCUGGGGGGCGCCCUGCCAGCGGCCCGAAGGGCUUGAGCUUUGCAGCUAGCCCCUCAGGCAGGAAGGAUCCAGCCCCGGUGAAGCGGAUGAGGCUGUGGCAGGGAGGGGAUCUACACACAACUCUAUGACAAGAGAAUUUUACAAAGAUGAAAAAGUUUACACUCUUUGAUUUCAUAAAUGACAAUUCCCUCCGUGUAGGAGAGACUUCAUGGAUACAGGACCUUCCCAGUGAUGACAAAGAAAUUGCAAAUCUACUAAAAGCAAAAGAAAAUGUGUUAGUAAAUUGGCCAGUGGAGGAGAAAAAGACAGAGAAACAGUUAGCAAAAGUAGUUUCCAUGAGCAAUGACCCUCAAGAGCUGGUUGAGAUUAUUCAGAGGAUCUUAGAAGCAAAUGAAAAGGAAAUACAAGGGCUUCAAAAAGAAAAAAGGAAAGAAAUGGAAACACUAAGCUCAAAGAAUGAAGAGAGGGAAAUUGAUCAAGAACAGGAACAGAUUCAGGAACAGAAGAGUAAAAAAAGAAAAAAAUUUCUACAAGAUUCUUCUCCUGCUAAGAUGCUGAAUCAACUGGAAACACCUUUGAUGGACAAACUGGGAGAAUCUUCUUCUGGAACUGCCUUUCUGCCCACUGAAAUCAGUAGUGAUGAUGAAGAGUCUUUAAUCCAGUUAUCAAAAGUGGAAUUGUGUGCCAAAAUAAAAAAUCUGAAACAGAAACUCUCUGACACCAUGACAGAAAACUGCCGCCUUCGGCAGUCACUGGUCACACUUCAAGUGUUACCCCAGGCGGUUACCCACUUUGAAGAGCUGGUGAGCAUGGCAGAAGCACUGCUUAAAAGAGGAGGAGCUCAUUCUGCAUCCAGCCUUCAUUCCCAAGACAUCUGGAAGGCUGCAGGAAAUACUUUACCAGAUUCUUAUUCUACAGUGGGUAGUAAUUCCAAUUCACCUCUCUCCUCAAAGGUAGAGGAGGAAGAGCAUCCCAUUGAUAAAGAGUUCAAGAUUGAAAAAUGGCAGAUUGCCCUUUGCAACAAGAGCAAGCCUCAGAAAUUUAUAAAUGAUAUAAUGCAAGCACUUUAUACCAAUGAAUAUAUGGCAACACAUAGCUUAACAGGGGCAAAAUCCUCUUCUUCUAAGGAGAAAACAGCAAAGCCAGCUAUGAAUCAAAAUGAAGUCCAGGAAAUCAUAGGUGUCACAAAACAGUUAUUUCCCAACACAGAUGAUGCUUUAAUUAGGAGAAUGAUGGGUCAAAAGUUAAAUAACUGUACUAAGAAGCCAAUUUUAAGCCAAGAUCUUAAUCCCCAUGUUUUUAGGAAGCAAGCCUUUUGAACAAUUGGUAAUAAUGAAAAAUCUCCAACUACACAUACAGUAUUUUGUGGAAACAUAUGAAGUGACUAAGUAUGAAACAACUACAGUAUGACUUGGGCCUUCCUGGAAGAAACACAGUGUGGUAAUCCAGAUCAUUAAGCUGGAGAAUUUGGAGAAAUGUUAACUGUUGUUCAAAUCAGAAUAAAUAUGUAGUACAGGUUAUUCUAGAAUAUUUAUGUUACUUAAUAUAUAUGCAUAUAUGUCUCUGUUUAAUUCAUUUGCUAGUGACUGUGAGCAGUUAUUACUUAUGAUGUAGGAAAAACCUAUAAUAGUUUUUAAUGACAAGAUUCCUUAAGUAAAAUCAGGUUGCUGAUUCAAAAUACUUGAAAAAUUAUUGCUAUGACAAAACUAAGCAUUCUGAUAUUUAUUCCUUAUGUAAAAGUCUCCUUAUUUAGAGUUUGCUACUCUGGAAUUUAGAUUCAUACUCUCUCACUAGGCAAAGAAAGUCAGUAUUGGACUAUCAUAAAUGCAGUAUCAAUUAACUAAAGAUAAUAUUAGAAAGAGUAUUAUAAAAUCAAGAUAAUGUGUUACCAAGAAAUACCAUGUUGUGCAUUGUGAUUACAAAAUUAUUCACAGCUAUUUGAAAUGCAUAAGAUAAAAAAAAGAGUAGUAGAAUUAUUACACAUAUUUGCAAAUAUGUUUGUGUUCCUUUUAUCCUGACAAUGAAGUUAACCUUUUUUGUUAAUGUUAAAAUUAUAGUAUUAACUUUCAACAUAAACUUCAAAAAAUAUUUAUGUCAUGAUUUUUUUUUUGCGGGGCAAUGAAGGUUGUGUUUAGUCAUGAUUUUUAACUUGAUUUUUCACUAAGUUUUAAAUGGGUCCAAAAAAAAAAAUAAAUCUAAUGUAUAUCAGCACAAUCAGUUUCAUAGUUACUAUAUUUUUACUUGGAUGAAUCUAGAAGUGCAUACUUCCACUGGUGUGGAUUUCACCCCAUCCGGGUCAUUUCCUUUUCUGUGAUUUUUGUCCAUGUCCUUCCAUGAAUUUAACAUAGAGGCUGAAUAUGCUUUCAAAUGUGCUAGAGAUCUUCCACUAUCUUUUAAUGUUUCAUGAACACCUGCAUAACAUUUGAGUUUUCCAUCUGUUAUAUUUCAUUCUUGCUAUGUAACUAUACUCAGUAUUAAUUAGUUUAUCUUAACUGUGCCAAGGGAAAAGUUUUUAAUCUUGUUUUCAGAAAAGAGGACUAGAACACAAAAGUGACAAGGAUUUAUUUGGGGAUUACAAAUGAGGAUGAACACCAUUUUGAAAACUGAUAUAACAAAGUUUAUAGAAAAUGAUAUAUUUUUUCUCUUUUUUUUUGCAAUACUUUCUUUUCAUUUGAAUUUUUUUUCUUUCCAGGGAAAGUAUGCUUUUUACAGUACCUGUAAGCACAUCAAUGUGUUUACACUGAUUUGGGAACUAAGUACUUUUUGGAAUGCUGGAAUACUCAUCAAACCCAGUGUAAUAUGCAACAACAGCAAAAGAGAGGAAUACAUUAGAUUAGGACAUUUUAUGAUUAAAAAUGCUCAUGGUCACAGCUUUUGAAAGAAUAUUUCAUUAAAUCAAGUCAUUGCACUUGGUCAAAAAAAGUGAUACAUUUUUUCAACAGAAGUUCAAUUACUUUAUGUCAGACUAUGCAUUUCACACCUAAUUAUGCUCAUUCCAAAAGUCUUUCACAUGCAAGGUUACUGCUCUAAGUUUACUAUAUAUGAGUUAUAUAGGUGUGAGCCCACUGUCAUGUACUCAAUACAAAUUUAAUAAAUGCUGCUUGAUGAUGACAGCAUGGUUAUAUAGCAAAUGUUCUCAAGUUUCUGUGCCAAUGAAAAACCACUAUUUAGUGGAAAUGAAUUAUGCAAGCUUGUGUGAGGCAGGGCUUUUAACAUUUAAAAGAAUCUAUAAUAAAGAUAAAGUAUUUUUUUAAAAUGUAGUGGAAAGGCUUUUUAGACUGCUGUUUGUCAUUCAUUUCAAGAUGCACUAGUAAGAUUUUUUUUUUUGGUUCUAUCUGGAGCUACAAAACACAUGGGAUUAAAAACAUCUAUUAAGAAAGGUAAACAAAUCAGGGGUGAUUUUUUUUUAUCAUAAAGGAGGUUGGUUUUCUGUUGUUUUUUAACAGGGUCAAGUAUAAUGAUUAUAUUUCUAAAAUGUAUUUAUUUUGUCUUUGCUCUUAGCACUUUAAAAGCUCUAGUAUUUAUAUCACUUUCAAUGAAACCAUAGUGCCUGUCAAAAUGUAUACCUCUAAUGACGUUUCCUUAAAGUACUAUCUGUCUCUAUCUCUCUGUAUCUCUCUAUGUAAUAAUAAUUAAACUUAUGAUGUUGUUUGCUUUUUAAAGCAACUAUUGAUAUCAGAAAUAUCAUUG
Messenger RNA from Dromiciops gliroides (monito del monte), 3791 nucleotides. It is a transcript of the gene BEND6, whose product is annotated as BEN domain containing 6. Gene Ontology annotation, cellular component: nucleus. Lineage: Eukaryota; Metazoa; Chordata; Mammalia; Microbiotheria; Microbiotheriidae. The transcript is spliced from 9 exons. Gene Ontology annotation, biological process: positive regulation of neuron differentiation; negative regulation of Notch signaling pathway. Gene Ontology annotation, molecular function: transcription corepressor activity; DNA binding. Bases 248 to 1420 code for a protein of 390 amino acids. The record is from RefSeq and is a predicted model, not a curated record.